Closterium sp. Yama58-4 is the source of this 999-nucleotide messenger RNA. The record is from the annotation of a GenBank genome assembly. Lineage: Eukaryota; Viridiplantae; Streptophyta; Zygnematophyceae; Desmidiales; Closteriaceae.
AUGGCUGCUGAGGGAGUGACGAGUGCAGUGAAUGAGUCAAUGAAUGUGGCGGUGCUGGCAGCAGUGAGAGAGGAGCUGGCUGCACACAAGGAGGAGGUGGAUGAGCUUCAGCACAUGCUGACAGCGGUGAAGGGGGAGUUGGCUGCGGUGAAGGUGGAGUUUACAGCGAUUAAGGGGGAGUUGGUAGUGGUUAAAGGGGAGUUGGCAGUGGUGAAGGGGGAGUUGGCGAAACACGAGCACGCUAUGGCAGAGAAAGUGGCUGAGAGUAGUAGGGCAUUGGAUGGAACAGGCCUGAAAGGGAAGAGUAGAAAGAGAAAGCAAGGAAUCACAGGGGAUUUUGCGCAGGAGGAGGAAAGGAGGAGGGAGGUGCAGGAGUUGAAUCGGCCGCAUGCCAUGGAGGACCUGGCGGCCUCUAAGGAAGGGCCGAAGAAACGAAACCUGAAACUGAAUGUUGCGCUGCAAAUCAAGCAGAGUAGAGGCGAUCAGAAGAUGGCAUGGAAGCAAAUCAAGGCAGCAUCACGGCGAGCGGAACUGAGUCUGAAGUGUCACGACGGCGUCUCGGAUGCCAUGCUCGGGCAUGUGUCCACCAUGACGCGUCUCAAGGGCAUUGACUUGGAAUCUAGCUCGGGCUUCAGUGCAGAGGGCAUCAAGCACCUCUACAGGCUGCCACAGCUGGAGACGCUAAACCUCAUGAGUACUCAUGUCCCUGACAGUGCCUUCGAAGGCAUUGGGUCCUUGACCAGUCUGAAGGGGCUCUAUCUCUUUGAGACCAAUGUGACUGAUGCUGGUCUGCUGCACUUGACAGGCCUCUCCUCUCUCAAAGUGCUGUGGCUUUCUGGGUGCAAGGGUGUGACAAAUGAUGGCAUGGUGCAUGUAGGGAGGCUGAUAGGGCUUACGCAUCUUUGGUUAAAUGGCACGGCAGUCACGGAUGAUGGGCUGCAGCAGCUGACUGCCCUGACCAAGCUGACAGAUCUCCAUACAUCAAAAGGGUUCGUCUGA